Hypoxylon trugodes is the source of this 1374-nucleotide messenger RNA. RefSeq lists its product as uncharacterized. Lineage: Eukaryota; Fungi; Ascomycota; Sordariomycetes; Xylariales; Hypoxylaceae. The transcript has 2 exons. Gene Ontology annotation, molecular function: protein binding. The coding region runs from base 1 to 1338 and encodes 445 amino acids. The record is from RefSeq and is a predicted model, not a curated record.
AUGGCUAGCGAAACAUCGGAUCCGAAUCAGCCUCCGGGCCCUAUCCCCGCUUCGAUUUCGCUUCCUUCGCAUCCUCUCCACCCAUUUCCUCAAUCUGCCUUAAUAACUUCUACCCCAUCAACUUCUGAUCUGAUGCUACUCGAUUCGCCUCUCUUUCCGACUUCCCCAUCUUACACAAUCCCGGUCCGUUCGCCUGCCACUCCUCAGGUUCUAACUUUUUCCUCUGGACCUGCUUCCCCUCCAUCUCAGGCGCCUCCGGGUUCUCAACUUCCGCUAGCUCCUCCGCCCGAUACAUCUUCCGAGGCUACACUUAAAGGCCCCCCAUUCGAAGUAAAGUACACAAAAGACAAGGGAUUUGGUUGCUUCGCGACAAGAGAUAUACAAGCCGGCGAGCAUAUUCUGCUUGAGAAACCCUAUCUGUGGCGUCACAAUUGGAGCACCGCCGGUGAAAAUCUGGAUGCAUUAGUUGAAAGGUUUGAGGAAGAUCUCUCUAAGGUCCAGCAAGAAGAAUUUCUAGGGUUAUACGGGUCUGGCCCCGCCCAGCGGGUGGCUUGGUUACGCAAAGACCUUGAGGAGGGAAAUUACGAACCCGAGCAAGUUGAAAGAUACCUCAAACUCGCAUUGAUUUUCGGUUCAAAUCGAUUCGAGGCGAUCCCGAGGAAACGGAGACGUGAUGGGACUUGGGCGCCCUCUAUAUCCGCCGUUUUCCUGAAGGCGAGCAGGUUGAAUCACUCUUGCUAUGCUAAUACAUACUACACUUUUGACGCAUUCGUCGGGCAUUUCCUCGCGGCCGCUAAUCGGCCUAUUAAGGCAGGCGAAGAGUUGACUAUUACCUACGUGCCAUUCUGCUACCCGAGGGCCUUACGACAAAGGCUACUAGGCCAAUGGGGAAUCGAAUGUGAAUGCUUUCAUUGCACGGGUCCGAGCGAAGAUUUCGAUAUUCGACUCGAAGAGGCUGCUAACAUACAAGGACUCGUCGCAGCAAGUGAAGAACGGGGAGCGUUGUCUAUUGAAGACGAGGAAGAAACUGUACAAAAGGGUGCCCGUCUCACUAGACGUAUGCAGGUUCUCGAAGCCCUGCAUAUGCGCCCAGAACUAUUUUUUGCGUACCAUGAUUUCAGCCUUUAUUUGCUCAGCGUAUCGCAAGCUAAAGAAGAAACGGACGCAGAACGCAGCUUACAACUCAUGGAACGAGUUAUGGAGUUGAGAUUCCAACAAGUUGCAAUUGGCGAAGAACUCUGGCCGAAUGGUAACCUUCUCUUAACCGAAGCGCGCUCAUUGCUAGAGCUGGAUCUAAGGAGACUUGGAGAUCUGAUAGAGAGGACACAUAAUGAUUAAAUGCAUCUAGUACAUGUGUAGAAUGAACAAAAAAAU